GCCAGUCAGCAACCAGCUGCACUCUCACGUAUUACACGGCAUCCAGAUAUUCUUUUUUGCCCUAUGCUACGACGUUCACUCAGGAAGCCCUGAAAAUAUGGGCCGCCAGGCGUAUCUGACAAAAAUCGCUCUGGGACGGUCGGCCUUUGAGCCGCCGCAAACCACCGCCUCGACCUCAGAAUGCGUAGAGCUCGCUUCAGCACAGCAAGAGCGUGCGCAUGAACAUGGUCGGCGCCUCAGAGAAGCGCAAAAUGACGUCUUGGCGUCCAUCGGUGUCGUCGAGAGGCGUCGCUCUCCCUCGCAGGGCCUCCCUAGUUCUUACGAGGAACGAUUACGCGCAUUAGAGGACGAGGACACUGCCGGCCAUUCUCUCGCAAUCACGUCUACUUUGUCAGAGAACCUGUGCACUUGGUGGGUUGGAUCCUUGAGGGAAAGGCUCUUAACAUUCCGCUAUCCCCAUCUUCAUUCUUUCUCAAGCAUAGUUGCUUCGGAGCAAGCACUCUCUGGGAAAACCCUGAUAUAUAGUGGCUUUCCAUCUCGUCUCCUUUCGCAGCUAUGCGCUCAGAGCACCGUCUAUGCUGCACACGUGCUAAGACCUGUCCAUCGACUUGUUAUGCAGCAUCGCAGCGUCAGAAUUAGAUAUGUUUACCGCCGGUGGAGGUCGGUUUUGAAUACAGCCUUCCGGUUAUCCCUCGAGUUGCUGUUCUAUCCAUUCUCUUACCACUCUUACCUGCAACGCAUUGGUCUGGUAUCAGCAAGGCCGUUAUUACCGCCUUUACGGUCGUUUCUACCGUUCUCCAGGCAGUCGCCGUUGCUGCCGUUUUCAGUCAACUACAGCGCACUUGCAUCACCCAUGGAGUUUCUUUUAGCAUUCGCAACUUCUCCUUUUGUUUUCGUCUGCUUGGAGCAUCUAUUAGAGUGCUGGGUUUACGCAAUCAUCAAUGCGCCUAUUCAGGCAACGAUCCUUCGUCCAAGUAACCCUGACAUGAUUAGUUCAGAGGAGGGUAACAGAGAGCGGACUACUUCCAUUUUGGGCUUGCGCAAACAAUCACCAAUAAUCGUGGGGGACACAAUCGCCAGGUUUAUCAGGUUCAUUGGCUGGGGAAACGUGGAUGUCACGGCAUCACAGUCAAUCUCGAUCUCGUCCCAAGCCCAUGGCUUGCAGAACAGCAACGCCAUUGAAGUUGGAGGACGACGAGCAAGCAACGUCAGCAGACUCCAGGUACCGGGUAUGCUCCAAGGUCGUUUGAUGGAGACUCCUGAAGGACCUGGAACCAACACUGUCCCUAUGAGCGACCUGAACGAAGUAUUGCCGUUCUCACCAUUCCCUUCGCCUCCGCUGUCGCCCACUGCCUCACAGACCAGCCAUAACGAUUCAGACCCGAGGAUCAGGAUAACCACUCGCGGGGACUUGGUUGAGAUGGAAGUGCGCCUACCGCCGCAGGUUAUUUCAUCUCAUACCGAGAUCGCAGGGUCUGGCCCAUCAACCCCAGUCCCACGAGACAUUGCAUCACCGACGCCCACGAGAUCACCAGGCUUGUCGCCGUAUCACCGAGUCACACAGCUCUCCUCGGAACCCUCUGCAAUGAUUGGCUCUAUUUGUAAGGCUCAGAUCGUCAGUCUGGUUUCUUUGCCACUCAAGCUGGUCACUCUCAGAUUAGUCGCGUCGCAUUAUCUUACCAGUCGAGAGGAAUUCGCUGGCUCGCGGAGUGUCCUUGGUGCUUUUGUUCUGCCCAGCGAGGUCAACUGGAAAUCCACCGGUGUUCUCUUGUCUCGCGUGGCACUUUGUGGAACACUGGAAUUAGCUAUCGAUCUUUCCCUUUGGGGCUGCCAAUACUGGACGGUCCUGUGGCUGGGCACAAGAGUUUUUGACUGGGGGACUCUCUAGAUGUUGUAUACAAGAUACGGUACAACGAGCAGCAUGUCUUGGAUGCCGUCGCCUGCUAGAUGAGGCGCCACUAUGGAAGAAACUGCUUCACUUGGUACCGAUGUUACGUCUACAUUAUCUGCAACCAGACCAUCGGAAUUACAUUGUCUUGUCUGGUUAGUCAACAGUCGUAGAGUACCCGGCGGUAGGGGCCAUAGCGCUGGACUUGGAUACAUUAGGAAGCGUUAGGAGCACUCGAGGCCCUCUGCAUCUAUACCGCACGAAAAUGCGCUUUCCACCGUCGUGCAGUGGCGUUGACAGCUAGUGAACGCCAUGACAGAUGGAGACGAUGACGGAGGGAUUGACGUGCACUGUGCAGCACUGAGAUCCACCAUGAUCGCGUUGGAGAGCACUGUCGAUGCCUCUUGAUCUGCGGAGCCGAGGUAUGCGUUGCGCAAUACUCGCGUAGCAAGUGUUUGAAUAGUGUAGCGCAAUAUAGCAG
Paraphaeosphaeria sporulosa is the source of this 2369-nucleotide messenger RNA. RefSeq lists its product as uncharacterized. The coding region runs from base 98 to 1888 and encodes 596 amino acids. Lineage: Eukaryota; Fungi; Ascomycota; Dothideomycetes; Pleosporales; Didymosphaeriaceae. The transcript has 4 exons. The record is from RefSeq and is a predicted model, not a curated record.